Arabidopsis thaliana (thale cress) is the source of this 2511-nucleotide messenger RNA. RefSeq names its product APO RNA-binding protein (DUF794) (gene APO3). NCBI's taxonomy places the organism in Eukaryota, Viridiplantae, Streptophyta, Magnoliopsida, Brassicales, Brassicaceae. Gene Ontology annotation, cellular component: mitochondrion. The transcript has 2 exons. The record is from RefSeq and is marked reviewed. Gene Ontology annotation, molecular function: RNA binding. Bases 1148 to 2356 code for a protein of 402 amino acids.
UAAGCUUUGCAAUGCUUACUUUCAUAAAAUCCCUUUUGAUCUUGACAUCCAAUCCCACCCAGUACGACCUCAAUCCUUUAAACGCAUCCUCACGCGGGUCUUGACUUUUCUUUGACUCCACAACUUUUGGUUUAGUGUUUUUUACAGUAGAACCAACUAGAGUCUUGGAAGAUGCGAUCUCGGACUCUGCGUCAUUGAUUAAACUCAACAGUGCUUUAUUUUUUUUGUCCAAUUCUCUUUGCGCUUGCAAACUCAGUUGAGCAACAGAAUCUGACUUGCUUGGGAGAGAGUUAACAGAUAAACCUUGUUUCGCUUUCUUCAAAGACUUCUUGUAAUACAAUACUGACCCAAGCAUUUGGCCCAACAGGAAGAGUGAACUAGCACAAAUUGGUGAUAACGUACCAUCUUCCGAGAAGCAUUCAGCAGAAGCCAAAAAGUAAGCAAAUUUCACGUCAGGAUCCUCUGUUUUCUUCGCUAGGUCAUCAAACAUUUUACCUUCUCUGAUAUGAAGACGCCAUGCGGUUAUAUCUUCCCCAUGGACUAAAAUCAAAUCUUCAAUUAUCUCCAAAGCCUUGAUGUGAUCUCCAUUAUCAAAGAGUUUUUGAGCAUCUUCAAGGAGUUGUGCUCCCUCAUCAUCUUCCAUGAAAGAAGAAUCCAUAGUAAACGAAACGAUUCUCAAGAUUCUUUUGCUUUCUUUUUCUCUAGGGUUUUUCUUCUUCGGAGAGAAAUCUGAAUCGCGAGAAGAAGCAGAGUCGACGCGGGGAAACUCAAACGAAAGUAACUGACUAAUGACAGCAAGGCACCGUAUCAUCACGUGAAAGACACGUGACAAGGCUUGAUAGCAAAACAGAGACACAAUUUUGAUCAUUGGGGAAUUCUAUCAAACACCUUGUGUGCAUUACCCGUUUGAGAAUUUCCCGGAAUAAAUCAUCAAAAUAAUGAGUGAAAAUCUUCAAAUCUAGCUCAAUAAUUGAAUCUAGAAUCGUCUUCAUGUUGGGUAUGAACAAAAAUUCGAACUUGAAAAGAUCAGCAACAAGAGAGAGAUUCGACAAAUCAAGUGAAAGAAAUAAAAAAGUUUUUUUCAUUUAUUUACUCCACUACCACUAAUAAAGAUAAAUACUAAAGCUUUGGUUUGAGACAAAAAAAAAUGCAGAGAAGAAAGCUAGUAGAAAUCUCCAUCUUCGUAAUCAGAAAAUCUAAUUUUUCAUCUUCCAUUAAAUCUCUAACCAAUCUCGACGUCGACGUUUCAGUUGAUAAUGAUGAAGAUCCUCUUUACGCCGACGUACCUAAACCUCCGAAGGAUAAAUCGGAGAGGAAACCGUAUCCGACUCCGAUGAAGGAGUUGAUUCGUCGUGCGAAAGAGGAGAAACAACUGAGAAAAUUACAACCAUGUCGAGUUCUCGAAGAUCCACCGGAUAAUGGUUUACUUGUGCCGGAACUUGUCGACGUGGCUCACUGUGUUCACCGAUGCCGUAACAUGUUGCUCUCUGGCCUCUCUAAAAUCAUUCAUCAUGUUCCUGUUCAUCGUUGCAGAUUGUGCGCUGAGGUUCAUAUUGGCAAGCAAGGUCAUGAAAUCAGGACUUGCACUGGUCCCGGGAGUGGUUCAAGAAGUGCGACUCAUGUUUGGAAAAGAGGAAGAGUGAGUGAUGUUGUGUUGUUCCCAAAAUGUUUUCACCUCUAUGACCGUGCUGUGAAACCGAGAGUUAUACAUGAUGAGAGAUUUACUGUCCCUAAAAUCUCUGCGGUUCUUGAGCUAUGCAUACAGGCUGGUGUAGACCUCGAGAAAUUCCCAUCCAAGCGAAGAUCGAAACCUGUGUACAGCAUCGAAGGACGGAUUGUGGAUUUUGAGGACGUCAACGAUGGAAAUUCAGAAUUGGCAGUUACUUCUACUACUACACUUAUACAAGAAGAUGAUCGUUGCAAGGAAGAGAAGAAGAGCUUGAAGGAAUUAAGCUUCGAGACGAUGGAGUCAUGGUUUGAAAUGGUUUUAGGGGUCAGGAAACUGAUGGAGAGAUACAGAGUGUGGACUUGUGGGUAUUGUCCAGAGAUUCAGGUGGGUCCAAAGGGACACAAAGUAAGGAUGUGUAAAGCCACAAAGCAUCAGAUGCGAGACGGAAUGCAUGCCUGGCAAGAAGCGACUAUUGAUGAUGUGGUCGGUCCAACCUAUGUGUGGCAUGUUCGGGAUCCUACUGAUGGUUCUGUUCUUGAUAAUAGCUUGAAGAGGUUUUACGGGAAGGCUCCUGCGGUUAUAGAGAUGUGUGUGCAAGGUGGUGCACCGGUACCUGAUCAGUACAACAGUAUGAUGAGGCUCGAUGUAGUUUACCCUCAACGCGAUGAGGUCGAUCUAGUCGCUUGACCUCUUUAAGUAUUCAGCAUUGCUUAAUGAUUUAGUAUGGACACAGUGAAAUACUCCCCUGUAAUCUUAGGUUCAGGUUCAUCUCAAUUCUUAAACCUUGAACCAGUUCAAUUUCUUGAAGUCCUAUAAAUUUAUACAAGAAAUCUUAAAGUUCC